Molecule: messenger RNA, 4218 nt
Organism: Sander lucioperca (pikeperch)
Lineage: Eukaryota; Metazoa; Chordata; Actinopteri; Perciformes; Percidae
Gene: shld2
Product: shieldin complex subunit 2
Exons: 13
Biological process (GO): regulation of double-strand break repair via homologous recombination
Cellular component (GO): nucleus; site of double-strand break
Source: RefSeq, a predicted model, not a curated record
AUGACAUUUCUGCAACUUCUUGGGACUACUUUUUCAACUACUCGCCUCCCUGUGGGUUCCCUCUUUAUAUUUCCCCCCGGUGCCGGUGGUGGUCUCACCUCCCUUGCAGGGCGUCCGGUGCUGGCUGUGCUGAGCCCGGUAGCCCUCUAUCACCUCCCACUCUCCGUUGUCCUUCUUUAUGGGGAAGCUGACGCUCAGAACGUGGUUACACGGCUUUAUGAUGCGCAGGAUUCCGCGGACGCGUUUCUGCCUCUGCUCGGGGCUCUCUCGGGUCUUCAGUCCCUCCACCAGCUUGUCCUCCACGAUAGCGGCGCCCCGGUCGAAGAAGCCCUCCACCAUGGUGAAGAAGUUCGGGUCAUCGUGCCGGUCCACGGCUUGGCUGUAGCCGCGGUACCGAAGAGACAGAGACGCGGACGCUGCCGCUGGGAGAGCAGCGUCAACGGCAGCGGCACCAACGGCUCCAACGGCAGCAGCGGCGGCGCUGCUGCUUCCCGCUCCCCGGGUAAGAAUCCCUCCGAAAACCCGGUACAUAUUCUAUGUUUUAGAAGACGUUACCCGUCGUGUGAGUUGGAUAGUGUUGGGGAAGGAAAAUGCGAGGAAGAAGUGGAGCGGGGAAUCCAAAAAGUUGUGCCGCAGCAGCGGCUCCUCCUUCAUGCCGUGCCGCCCCCUUCCUGCUGCGUGACAGACAAGAUGUGUGAGCGGCCGAAGAUCCACGUCUUCCUGGGGGCCCCCCCUCCCCCCGCUGGCCCAGCCUCGGUGUCUGAUGCUGGGGUGGAGGGCGAGGAGCGUUCCCCGGCCAGCUGGAGACACCUGGAGCUCACCUGGCGGGACGGACGCCUGAGGCCUGCCACAGGCGAAGCUGAAGCCGGGGCAGAACCAGAGACGACAUCUGGCUGCAGAUUAAUCUCUGAUCAGGAAGAUCUCCGCUCCGACGCUCGCAGAUCUGCGAGCCGAGACGCAGAGUUGAUUCCCGGACAGGAAGCGCCGUGUUCACUUUCAAUCCUCGAGUAUCUGGACAGCUGUUUCCCCGCAGAACAACCAGAACCAGAACCUGGAUCUCCACGUGGCUCCGAACCCCCGGCCACCCAGUCUCUGUCGGCCCAGACUCAGUUCCUCUCCACCUGGACGCUCAGCCAGGCGUUGAUCCUGAGAGCCAGGCAUGGCGUCCAAUCAGCAGCCAGCGGUGAGAAAACCCCGCCCAGUGGACUCUCCCAGACGCCUCCGUCCACCUCCUCCAGCACGCCGGAGCUCUUCAGCCCCGUAACGCCGUCGCUCGGAGCCUCCGCCGAACUCUUCAGCCAACCCCGCCCGACGCCGAGGGCGCAGGAAGCGGGCGUGGUCGUUGAGGCAACUGCAGACGGUGUGCUCUGCUCCCAGGAGGCCGAGCGGCAGUAGACAACGAGCGCCACGGACUCUCCGUCCAAAUCCCCAGAUUUCAAGAAAGCUCGACUCUCAGAGAACCUCGGGAAGGAAGCGUCUGUGGCGUCUAACGUGUCUGUGGCGUCUAAAGUGUCCGUGGCGUCUGUGGCACCGUCUGUGGCAUCUAAAGGGUCUGUGGCGCCAUCUGUGGCGUCUAACGUGUCCGUGGCGUCUGUGGCACCGUCUGUGGCAUCUAAAGGGUCUGUGGCGCCAUCUGUGGCGUCUAACGUGUCUGUGGCAACGUCUGUGGCGUCUGUGGCACCGUCUAUGGCUUCUAAAGUGUCCGUGGCGUCUGUGCCGUCUGUGGCGUCUGUGGUGCCUGCCGACAGCGGGCUCCAAGGUCCCACCACCCUCCUGCUCCGCUGUGACAAACGGGGCGUUAGGUACUCAGUUCUGGUCGCCGUGGUUCACCCCUGUUACCUGAAGGAGGUCAAGGUGAAGUCCGGGCCGGCUGCAGGCAGCUCGGUUCCUCUGGCGUCUGUCGUGGUAACGGACCAAUCAGCUGUUGAGAUGAAGGUGGUGCUGUGGCGGCGAGCGGCGUUCUGGGCGCUGACCGUCAGUCCCGGAGACAUUCUGCUCAUCACCGGGCUGCAGCUGAAUGAGGACCGGUGGAGAGGAGAGACACUGCUGCAGUCAUCCUUCAGCAGCAAACUGCUCAACCUGGGACAGAUCACGGCCUGCAGCUCUCCCCCAGCUCCUCAGCAUGUUAACACCCUCUCUCUCAGCUCUCUGUGUGGUUUUCUCCGGGAGCGGCGCCCUCUGCUGGUGUCUCUGAAGCCCCGCCCCCUUCAGGACCUGAACCGCCUCCCGUACGCCGCCCUGAGGGCGCUGAGGGUCAACACGCUGGUUCACGCCCUGCUGCGUGUCACGCACACACACGUCAGCGCAGCGUGGCGGAGUGAGGCGGAGUCUCGCUGCCGGUCGGCGGUUCAGCUGCAGGCGGUCGUGACGGUGGAGCAGCCCGACGGCCAGCAGGCGGCGCUGCUGCUGUGGGGGGGAGCCGUGGACUGGCUGCCUCGCUUCAACAGAGACAGAGCGGCGGUCUGGGACUUCCAGGUCCUCCUGGUGAGGGAGGGUUUGACCUCCGACCUCCCGGAGCUGCACUCCACCCCCUGGAGCUCCAUCCGGCCUGUGGACCCCGCCGACCGCCGGGCGCACAACUUCCUCCGACCGCGACCCGUCCCAACGGGAACCAGCGGCGGCGGCAGUCUGGAGCUGGACGUAGACACGCUGCUGUCUCAGAAAUACAGCGGUGACGUGGAGCUGAGAGUCCAGAUCAUCGCCUUCCAAUUCCGGGUCUCUCCGCCUUCCCAGAAUGCACCUCAGCCGGUCCUGGACAGCUCAGCGUCGCUGGACGGUAUCCUGGCGGCACUGAGCGGUGACAUCACCUACACCGGCUGCGGCCGCUGCGCCGCCGAGCUCGACACGGACGCCAACGGCAUCUACGGCCCGUGUUACCCAUGCCUGCCCAUCACCGCCGUACGCCGCUACUACAGGCCAGGUGUGCUGACGGUGAGUGGGCGGAGCAGCAGGCAGGUGUUUGUUCAGGUUCCUCCCGUUUCGCUGCAGAAGAUCCUCGAAGCUCCGCCUGAUAAACUCCACAGGAACUCAGCUCCAGGUUCGGAGGUGAAGCAUGUCCAGCUGGCAGCCGAGCGGAUCCAGACCCUCCUCUCCCUCCCAAGGAAAACCGUCGCCAUCACGGUCCACAGCCACUUCCUGUGCGAUGAAAACAGCGUCCCCAUCGACCAGGACAUCACGCUGCUGGACCUCCAGUUCCCCCGCUGACGCCCAGAACAGAUCCUCAGUGUGUUGGACCAUUGACCGUUCCCUAAACCCUUUCCCAAACACCAGUUGUCCAAUCAGAGUUUAGCUUUGCAUUUCUUUUUUUUAUUGAGUUUAUCAGGGCAACGCAUUCUCAUGAACGGGUUCGUAUGAUAUCGUACGAAAAGUUAUGCACACUAAAACGUAUAUAUCAUAUGAAAUCUAAGAGACCGCUGGACGGUCACUUGACAUUGACUACAGAGAUCCAUGACGCUGAGCGGCAGUUGCUAGCUGUUUAAGCCGCUACAGAGCUUCCUGCUGCCGGCUACAGAGCUUCCUGCCACCGGCUACGGGGCCUCCUGCCGGGUGCUACGGGGCUUCCUGCCGGGUGCUACGGGGCCUCCUGCCAGGUGCUACGGGGCUUCCUGCCGGGUGCUACGGGGCUUCCUGCCGGGUGCUACGGGGCCUCCUGCCGGGUGCUACGGGGCUUCCUGCCGGGUGCUACGGGGCUUCCUGCCGGGUGCUACGGGGCCUCCUGCCAGGUGCUACGGGGCUUCCUGCCGGGUGCUACGGGGCCUCCUGCCAGGUGCUACGGGGCUUCCUGCCGGGUGCUACGGGGCCUCCUGCCAGGUGCUACGGGGCUUCCUGCCGGGUGCUACGGGGCUUCCUGCCGGGUGCUACGGGGCCUCCUGCCGGGUGCUACGGGGCCUCCUGCCGGGUGCUACGGGGCUUCCUGCCGGGUGCUACGGGGCCUCCUGCCAGGUGCUACGGGGCCUCCUGCCGGGUGCUACGGGGCCUCCUGCCGGGUGCUACGGGGCUUCCUGCCGGGUGCUACGGGGCUUCCUGCCGGGUGCUACGGGGCUUUUCUCAUGGAAAAAGAUCUGUGACUUCUGCUUUUUUGAAACUCCUCAAAUCUCUGAAAACAAAUCUUACCUUAUGAUGUGUUGUAUGAAUUGUUUCGGUGCUUGAAAUGAGUUUACUAAAGUCUUUAGGUUAUAUCAUUAUGAUUAAAGUAGUAAAUAAAUGUCUGAAAGGAAA